This is a messenger RNA of Letharia columbiana, 969 nucleotides long. RefSeq lists its product as uncharacterized. The record is from RefSeq and is a predicted model, not a curated record. NCBI's taxonomy places the organism in Eukaryota, Fungi, Ascomycota, Lecanoromycetes, Lecanorales, Parmeliaceae. The coding region runs from base 1 to 969 and encodes 322 amino acids. The transcript has 5 exons.
AUGGCCCUAAACACACCGCCUCUACAGCGACCGGCAUACCUUCAAGGCGUAACUCUGGCGAACUUGGUCGAUUACAAAACUAAAUGUGCCUUCCACAUCUUUGAGCAUGGGAGGCUCUCAGCUGCACCUUGUAACUUGUGUGUUGAGAAUAAUGUAGACUGCAUCGUUGCGAAAAGACGAGCAAGCAGAUGCAUGCGAUGUGCAUACAUUGAUACGAGAAUCUUGGAAUGCCAAGCUGAGGGAGUGAACAGCGGAUUUUAUGGGACCAGGGACUUUUCACAAACCACGAUCCCGCUUCAAACAGUUAGUGCAACGCACCAAUCCACAGAAGUCGAUACGUCAACAUCCUCUCUACCUAUUCAAGGAUCAGCCGCGACACUAGAAUCCAAGGCAACCAUGGCACGGCCUGAUGCCCAGGUCGCUCGCCAGUCCGUCUUUCCAGUCAAAGCCAACUCGACCACCCACGAGGCUGUCCACCCCCAAAGCAAUACCGACCACGGUGCUCCUACCAAGCGAAAGCGCAAGCGUCGUGUUUCUGAUCCCGCCGAUGCUAUGAAGAUUGCAGCAAAGCGUCGUCGCGGGGUUACAUGUGCUACUACAGUGACUGAACAUCCUUACGCUCCCACUGCUCCAAGGGUGACUGAGCAUCACGGUGCUCCCACUACUCCUAAGGCAGCUCCCACUGCUCCUAAGGCAACUAGCCGUUCGUCUAAACCUACCAGUAAAGCCGUCAUUAAGCAAGACAUUCCAAACAUCCGAUACAUUCCCGCUGGAAGUACCGAUUAUGACCUAGCGAUUAGGACCGAGGAUCCCCCCGCCUGGGCUCAAUGGGCUACUGAUCUGCGCAAGGAGAUCCGUGCUCUUCGUCACCUUCCAGAUGUCGGCCCUUACACGCUUGGUAUCAUUGCAAUGAUGACCGAGGACGGAGUAUGGCCUACGGACUCCGAAAUCGGUCUAGGUGGAGAGUAA